GGCUGUUAUGGCGGUAGUGCUUUGACAGUAGAAGAGGUAUAGUUGUUGUGUGUCACCUGUUCUAUAGUUUGCAUUAAUCAAACCUCAUGCUUGCAUUCCAGUUUUAACAAUUGUUGAUGUGCAUUUCACGGUCUUAUACAUUCGUUUGUUUAACGAUCUUUGGCCUGGGAAAUUUACUGGUCGAUUCGUCUGUGAAAAACUAGGAUUGUGCAUUUAGGUGGAUUUAUACAAUUGAUGCUAUUGAAAUGUAAAUAAAGAAGAAAAAAAAUGUAAAUAGUGUGGCAGCUACACAAGAUUCCCAAGAGUCUGGAGGCUUCCUAAACAAAAGAAAAACGCAAGUCGGCUGCAGAUGUUUAUCAUUUGACUGUGGGAUUGGAUUACUGUGAAUAAGCCUUCAACACUUUAAUAAUUCUACCUGCGAUGGCACAGUCUGGUGGAGAGGGAAAACAGACAGGUGAUUAGGCAAGGGAUUAAUGCCGCUGUCUAGAAGAGUUUAUUUUUUAAGCAAGAAGUUGAUGUUGUGUUGGGUGAUUGUUUCUUUUUGGGAUUUCUACUGAGCUUGCAACAAAUUUCAGCGUAAAAAAAAAGGAUUAACUUUCUGGAAGAUGCCAUAACUUUGCCAGGAGAUUAAGUUCCACUUGUUCUGCAACCUGUUUAAUGUGCAUUCCUUACGGAUUAACUGAGUGAGGCUGUAGUAAAAGUUCACCAGACCAGCGGAUGCCUACAGACUUUAUGGAGGGCGCCUAUCUAACACUGCCUCCCUGCUUUUGGAUUACUUUAACUUUUUUGGAACGGUAAAUGGCCCAGUCUGAGACAUUUGAUCCAAGGGUAGAAGUACUGACUGCCAGCAGACAUCGCAGUGGCAGCACCAAAAUGGAGAACAACCUGGCCCCACUGCCACCCCUAGUGACAGACAACAAGAGCAGCUCACAGUUUCUCAACCUGAGAACACACUUCGAGGAAAAGGGCACCGGACAGAAUUCUCGUCUGUCUUCAAGUCUAUUUGGGCCUAAUGUCAGCAAGAUUAAGGAGAGGUUCCAGCAGAACAUUGCUCACAAGGGUGAGGAUGGUAACGGGGAGGCGUACCAUUCCGCUGCUCAUUCUCACAUACUGUCCCACUCGCUGCCGGCCAGGGCGACAGAAAGCGGAGACCAUUCUCCUGAGAUUAAGAAACAGAAAGUAACCGAGCCCCACGCUCAUUCGAUGGCGCCCGCGCUGAAUCCAAAUAGACGGAGCUUCGUCUCUGAUGCGCCUCCAGCUGCGACUUCACAUUUCCAUCACCCUGUGUUUACCCCGCCCCUCUCCCCCACCCACUCCAUGUCACAUGCUCACAAAAACUCUAGCACUACAUCCUCGUCACAAUCAAACUCUUUGCAAGAUCCUAAACGAAAGAAAUCAGACUCCCUCUGUAGUUCCCGCGACACGGAAAAUCAAAUAUCUCUCUCGGAACCGACGUUGCUGGAAGCGACAAAUCAUGUGCAGCGUUUCAACUACACCCGCGCUUUAUUCGCACGUCUGGAAGAAGAAAACCGCAAAACGCAGGAGAAGGAGAAAGUGAUGCGGCGGAAGCUCUCCCCUUCUCGCUUCAUGUCGGGGACAUCCUCCCCCUUGCUGUCCCCCACGUCAGUGUCACCUAGCCAGGAGAGCCGCAAGUUUCCUUCCAGCUACAAAGACCAGCAGCAGGAAUCCCGGAGGUCUAAAUCACUACCUGACGUGACGACUGCUUCGUCUAACGAGCCGAUGGCGUCCAAAUCCUCCGAGUCUUUCAAGCGGUACCGAGACCUGGAUAAGACAGAGGAGCACAAGACAGAGACCAAGCGGAGUCAGUUUGCCUCGACUCUGUCGCAGUCUCUUGAGCAGCAAAAGCAUGUGGGGGUGGAGCCUUCUCAGGAAGACCCACUCCUGCGUCCCAAACCGUCGCCCACCAGAGGCUCCCUUAAACGGGACGACAGCGCGGACAGGUCUGGGAAGUACUAUAAAAAUAUAGACCCAUUCAAAGCCCUAACAGAAGACUUGGAUAGAAUCACACCUGAUUCAGAAGAAAAGGCUAGUGAAAAAUGUACAGCUGAGAAGCUUUCUGGUGAUAAUGUAAAUGAUCUUUCAGCAGAGUUACCCUCCUCUCUUCCUGCUCUUCCUCACAGUUCCAGACUAGAGCAUUCCAGCAGGCCGACCCAGCAUCUACGGUCUCAAGCAACAGUCCCAGGGCUUUCAACUUCACAUUCCAAGACAACCAGUGAUAAUCAAUCAGCAUCGUCAACAGCCACGUCCCCGACGGCAUCCACCGCGGGCGUCGUCAGGAGACAGAGGAGAAAACUUUCCGAGCAAACCCAGGGGGAGGAAGCCACAAAGAGGCUGAGUAAGGAGGAAAUAGAAGCAGCUAUUGAGAGAGCAGAUAGCUACUUGGCUAACUUAAGUCCGCCUGCGGAUAAACCGGAAACUGCCGAUCGGGAAUCCAGGCGUAGUCUGACCCACGCAGAGAGCGCCGCAGCUAGACGGAAAUUCCUGUACGGAGAUAAUGAAACGCCAUCUGAUAAAGAUGAACUUGCUGAAAAAAAUGUUGACGCACCCUUAGCUCAAACGGUACUAGAACCAGUGAUAUCAGAAUCAAAAUCUAUUGAACUGUCAUCUGUGUUAUCAUCCUCACCUUCAUCGGUCAAAGCACCUUUAUCCCCAAACACCAACAGCGUUCACGUGGACCACGGCUCAUCACCCUCUGCUGUUAAUGACAUCGAUAUGGAAAUAACCCCCGACCUACCUCCGCCGUCGUAUCACGAAACAGCCGACCCCCCGCCGUACCACGAGGCCACGUCCACGUCGUCCAUGCUCAUCUCCCAGAAAGUGAUCAUGUUCCAGCAACAGCAGCAGUCCUCGGGCACCGACUCCCUGGGGCGGCCCGUACCUGUGCCCAGGCGGGCCGCCCCACCCCCACCACAGAAACCGGCCAACGGCACCAUGAUUGUGAGUGACACCGCCGUGCCCCCUCCAGCCCCUGAGCCUGGUUCAGUGGAGUAUAUACGGGAAUUGGAUUCUAUUGUAGGCAGGAGAACUGGAAUAAUUCUUGACAGUGAUAUUGCGGAUGACUUGAUAUUACCAGAAGAACAUAUAGCAAGGCAUCAAGAAGAAGAAGACUUGGAAAAUGGCAAUGUUGAUGUGACGACCAGCUUUACAAAAAAAGAUUUCCAUAUAGCCAGGGAGUCAGGUGAUGGGAAGGAAGAUUCCUCAGAAGUUUUACCUGAUGGUGAGCCUCUAGAGAUAGACUACAGCAAAUUGACUUUUAUUGAGAUCCCCCCUAUAGAGAGCGAGGAAGAGGACGAGAGCAGUGGAGAUGAGAUAGAGUACCACAAGCCAUCCAGGGUUUGCUUCAGUAGGAGUCCUAUCAAGGUAUUUGCCACAUACUCCACCAAUGACUACGACAGAAGGAAUGAAGAUGUGGACCCAGUUGCAGCAUCAGCUGAAUAUGAACUGGAGAAACGGGUUGAGAAGAUGGAUGUGUUCCCAGUUGACCUGCUCAAAGGUUCUGAAGGUCUAGGCCUGAGUAUCAUUGGUAUGGGAGUUGGUGCUGAUGCUGGACUAGAGAAGCUUGGCAUCUUCAUCAAGACACUCACCCCGAAUGGUGCAGCUCAAAAAUCUAAUCAAAUACAAGUGAAUGAUCAAAUCAUAGAAGUUGAUGGUAAAAGUUUAGUAGGAGUUACACAAGCUUAUGCUGCCUCUGUCUUACGUAACACAAGUGGUAUUGUAAAGUUUCUGAUUGGUCGGGAGAAAGACCCCAGCAAGAGCGAGGUGGCCAGAUUAAUUCAACAGUCUCUAGAGCAGGACAGACGCAGGGAGGAGAUGAGAGAGAGGGAACAGCAGCGCCUGAAACAGCUGGAGGACAGCUUUCAGGUGAGACAGCCGCCGAAGGAUGAGGUGCUGGAAAGGCACGCCCAUGCCCACCAGCAGCAGUUGUUGCUCCGUCAGACUUCUGAGACCGCUGAUGAUGAAUCAAGUUCCGAAGCUGGAACUGAUGAAAAGAAAAUACAAGAGACAACUGUAGUUAAUGGAAUAGAGGACACCCAGGAGAGUGAGCCACCCGUUGUCAACGGCGACCACGACUACAUGAUGGCUGAACAGGAGCGCCUGGAGCAGGAGAACGCUGCAGGGGACACCACUCCGCAGUCAGUGCCGUCCAACGGGGAGGACGGGCUGGACAGUUCCCCGGACAACUCCGUGUCCACCUCCGUGGCCGCUGUGGUCAGUCUGGCCAUGUCGGAGCUGGAGGACAACCAGCAGCUCAGCUCCAGUGGUUCCGCUUCACCGGACAUGGAGCAUGAAAAACUGUUUAUCAAGUUAAAAGAGGGCCAGUACAAGCUUGGAGUGGCAGAGGCUGAGAUUGUCAAGUUAAAAGCCAAGAUCCUGGUGCUGGAAGGUGCUGAGGUCCAGAAGAAAGGGCUGGAGAAGAAAGUGGAGGAGUUGACCAGGAAGUUCCAGGAGAGGGACAAACAUUUUGACAUGUUGAAGAAGGAGCUCUCACAGUAUAAGGAUAUGAUGGUUGCCUCACAAAGUCAGCACAUUGAGCUGGAGAGGAAAGUGAAGGAGCUUGGUGCUUUAGAAAAGAAAUACCACAAGGCCAAGAAGCUCAUCAAGGAUUAUCAGCAGAGGGAGAAAGAUUUCAUCCAAGAAAGGGAAUCUCUGUUUGAGCAACAGGCUGAGAAGGAUCAGCAGUAUAACUCUCUGGUUAAAUCUUUAAAAGACAGGAUUUUCACGUUAGAGAAGGAUUUGACAGAAGCCCAGAAGGUGGCAGGUCUCCCCCAGGCGCUGCCUAGUCUGGACGAGGUGGACAUGCCAGCCUCCUACAGCAAGCCUGUUCCUCUUGUCAUGGCUACCCUCAAUGGCUUAGGUGAAGAGCCCCUCUCCCCUCUGAACCAAUCCACUGAAGAUGUAUUGGAGAUCUCCACAUCUUCAGAAACUUCAGAUCCUGCCGCUACACCAGAUGAGGCUGAUUCAUCUUUUGACAAAAUACCUUCCCUCUCAUCCUCCCCUGCAGACAAAAUCAACUUUCACCAUUCUCCAUACGGAGUAACAGAAGAAUAUUUUCAAUCUGAGUUUGAUAAAUUGAAUUCCUCCCCUUUGUUGGACUCUUCAGCCAACAGAGACAAGGCAAGUCUAGGUACAGCAGGUAGUCUUGCUGGCAGGAGACCACCCUCAAAAAAAGGAAAGUCGUAUGAUGCUGAGGACGACCAGGACUCUGAGAGUGUGAAGAGUGAGAUCACAGAGAAUGGCAGCAUCCACUCCAGCCAGACUGACCAUGCUGAGAGUGGCCUGGACAUGUGGAACAAACACGACAGUGACAGCACUGUGCGGAAGAGUGAACUCAAAAAGAGAAAACAGCUCCAGCAGCCAGACAAACCCCUCCCCCCACCCCCUAGCCCACCUGUCCCCCUGAAAACGGGUCCAGCAUUAAGGCCGCCCGUGGCCCCCAAGCCUAAAAAACCCGACCACCUAAGCACCCCUGAGCUGUCUAGAGAUGACACACAGUCGGAUACCUCCUCGUCAGUUUCACAAACCUCCUAUGACCCCAGCCGACCAAAUGAUAGAGUAUCUGAACUGCCAGACUCAGUGGCUGAGGACAGCGAUGGCGGCGGCGUGGCGCUACUCUCUGCUAAGCCCACAGCUUCUGCCAAAGGCUUCAGUUUUCCUAAAUUCAAUUGGAAGUCGUCAAAAAGCCGGGACAAUGACACAGGCGGCGGUGUCAUUUUACUGGCCAAUCGCUCUCUGGUGUCGCAGCACUCCCAGUCCGACCCUGGGCUGGACUCUGUCGGCAUUACCCUGGUCUCAAAAAAACGCAUUGACACUGGGUACUGGGACUACGAUGUAUCAAGCAUCAACAGUGACAUUACCACAUCCACAAUGGUGAGUGAACCGGAUGUGGAGAGGUCAGGGAGAUUUACCCUCAACAUCUCAGGUCCAGCCACAGUGGAGGAGAAUACAGCAGCUAGCAAAAGUAAUCAGAGCCAGAGCUCAUCAGUGACAGACUGGAACACAGAACAUGUAUCAAACUGGCUGACUUCCCUUGAUCUGGACAGGUACUCUUCAGCUUUCAGAGAUAAAAGCAUCACAGGAAGCCAGCUGUUGCUUCUGGACAGCUCAAAAAUGAAAUCAAUGGGGGUGACAGUCACCAAAGAUCGAGAUCUUUUGAAAAAGAAAAUCAAAGAAUUAAAGGCCAAUGUGGAACGAGAGAAGAAACAGCAAGAGAAGGAGAGAAAGCUGAAAGAGAAGGAACAGAAACGCAUGUCCAAGAAGAAGUGAAAGUACCAUUGUGUUACGUCUGUCAAUACUGUAAAUAAGAUUAGGCUAGACGGCAGAGUAGGGCUGGGUGUUUGUUGAUAGUGUAAGCUUGUUGAAAUAUUUAGGGUUAAGAGAGGACUGUAAACAGUUAACAUAGGACUCUUGAAAUUAUAAAUAAUUUUAAUGAUUUACUUCUUAAAGAUUUCCUGUUACGCUUUUUAUUUUUCUAUAUGAUUUCCUGUUCAGUUUUAUAUUCUGUUAAAGUAGCCUUUUUAUGUGAAUUCAUUUACUUCAGGCUGAAUAGACUUACCUAUUCUGAUUGACAUCAUAAAGAAAACAUUGUUUUAAAAACACAUAGUUUGUUUCAAAACACUUCACAAAGAGCAGAACUGAAUUUGUUGGCUGUAAACGCUAGUUGAUAUAGAAAAGAUUGUUCCUUUAAUUUUUAUCCAUGAAGUUAAUUAAAUUUAUAUACUAUUUGUUAUAUUGCAAUAAUGUAAGAUUUUUACUGGUAAUUUUAUUUAUCUAUUAAAUUAUUUUUAGAGGAUGGUUUUUAAAUUCUGUCAGAGCAGAACUAACAAAAUCUAUUGACCAAGUCUUAUAUUUGUUUCAGCAUCUUUUAUGUUGUUGAUAUUUUAAAACCUUUCGUUGCUAAUAUAAGACUAGUCAGUUCUUUCAAAGUUGUUUUGGCUGUGUUGGGUAGUAUUUUUAUAGCAUUUUCUGUCACACUUUAAAAAACUGGACCCAUCUUUUAAAAAGAAGUUUUUUAUUUCAUGUUUAGUUGGUUUUGUCCUGUCAGUGUAAAAAGAUGGAGUAAUUUUUAGAUGAAACAAAUGUAUAACAUUUUUUUUUCCUGCUCAAUAGAUAGCAAAUGGGACCAGAUUUAUUUCUAGAUUUACAUAACCUUGACAUUGCUUACAAAUUUGAAAAUAAACAUUUGAUAAGCGUUCUCUUACCUUUUUACCCAAGUGGUUUAAAAAAUAUUUUUAUGGCUUAGGAAACAAAAAAAUAACUGAAGAACAGACUAAAUUUUAAAGUUUAGUCCUGAUGCUAUUAUUUUAUACUUUUAUAUAUUUAUAGUAAUUUUAGUACAACAAAACAUUUUUUCACCCUUGUCAAGCCAAAUAAAAUUGUAUAAUACUCUCAUUUGGUUUCACUGGCCAAAUGUGGAAACCCAACUGGCAAGAUGAGAUUUCUCUGCCAGAUUUUUGCGCUUCAUUUUGUCAAGGACUAACAUGAACACUGACUGCUCAAACAAUAACAACCUGAACGCAGAUGUUAUCAUUGAAGACUUGUAGCCUACUACCUCCUGAUAGUUGCAACAUGGUUUAACAUAACAGAUCAUCCAUUUUAGCCUAGUGUGUAAAAUAAGUAAUUGAGACUUUUUUUUUACCACUAGUUUACUUUUUCAUCAUCAGGCAUUUAAUAUGAUGUGUAAAAAUGUAAAUCAAAGUUUAGAAAACCUGUUUAGAAUAGAAACAUCAUGUUUAUUGUUGAGCAUUAUAGAAAUGUCAAGUUUUUUGUUGAGCGUUAUAGAAAUAUUAAAUUUGUUGUUAAGCGUUAUAGAAAUGCCAAGUCAAACAGUAGUGAUAAACAUUUAUUGACUAUUGUAGAGCUGAUUGAGAUUUGUUGAGCUCAUGUCAAGCUACUGCAAAGCAUUUUAGAACUGUUUAGCAACACUGUUACGUCAAGUUUGACUGAAGCAGUGUAGAAAUGUCAAGACUUUGUGAAAUAUAUUAGA
Molecule: messenger RNA, 8005 nt
Organism: Physella acuta
Lineage: Eukaryota; Metazoa; Mollusca; Gastropoda; Physidae
Product: microtubule-associated protein futsch
Biological process (GO): actin filament organization; neuron projection development; calcium-mediated signaling
Cellular component (GO): actin cytoskeleton; postsynaptic density; cytoplasm
Molecular function (GO): actin filament binding
Source: RefSeq, a predicted model, not a curated record